GAUUUUUAACAAAAUUAUGAAGUUAUAUGUAAGACAAAGUUGAGUACCACUGCAGUGACUGUUCUGUCAUGGCGGAAGAGUGUUCCUUUGUGUUGUGUUAAAAGUGACAUUAUGUUUCCUGGAUUGCAAACUUUCUGAGCAAUAAAUUUUUGAAUCAUUGUGCUGAAUAAUAAUCUACAGCCAUGAGUGAUAAAAGGCAACAGAAUUUAUCGAAGGAAGAAAUAGCAAAACAGUUUAUGUUGCCAGAGAGAAAAAGUAAAAUUGCCACUUUAUUGAAACAGGAUGGACAAGCGUAUUGCAUCUGCAGAAGUUCGGAUAGCUCACGUUUUAUGAUAGGAUGUGAUGCAUGUGAAGAAUGGUAUCACGGCGACUGCAUAAAUAUAACGGAGAAAGAUGCCAAGCACAUAAAACAGUUCUUUUGUAUUCGUUGUAGAGAAGAGGAUCCAACUUUGAUAACACGUUAUAAGCCCCGAAGGACAGAUCAGGAAGAUCGUAAGUACAAGAAACACAAGGAAAAGGAAAGAGCACACCGAUAUGAAUAUGACGCACCCUGGGAUCCUACGACAGUAAAAAAGGCAUCGAAACGUUGCGGAGAAUGCACAGGUUGCUUAAGAACAGAAAAUUGCGGGAAAUGCGAUGCAUGCAGACAUUUGAAAAAAUUCGGACCUUCGGUCAGAUUGAAACUCAGAUGUAUCCAAAGGACUUGCAGGGUAUUGGGUGAUCCAUUAAAACCGUCAAAGAGUUUUAACAAAAGUUCAAAGUUUAUUAAGAAACGAAAAAGAGACUCCAGCAACGAAAGGAAUGAAUAUUUGGAAGCGCCAAGACAUUGUUAUGGGCCUGCUUGUACGAAACAAUCACGAGCAGGCAGUAAAUAUUGCUCCGACGAGUGCGGCUUGAAACUGGCAACUAACAGAAUUUACCAAGUGUUACCUCAACGGAUACAGGAAUGGUCAUUGACGCCGUGUAUCGCGGAACAGAACAACCGAAGGCAAUUAGAAAUGGUCAGGAAGCAACAGCAGGAUGUUAGAAGAAUACUUCAGGAGUUAGAUAAGAGGCACGCGGAACUGGAUAGAAUUAUCGAACGCGCCAAGCAUGCAACAAUUGAUCCUCAAGCGGAAGUGGACGACAACGACGACACGGAGAUGAGCAUGUAUUGCAUUACUUGUGGUCACGAGAUUCAUUCGAGGACUGCCAUCAAGCACAUGGAAAAAUGCUUUAACAAGUAUGAAUCUCAAGCAUCGUUUGGUUCAAUUUUUAAAACCCGUAUCGAGGGACAAGUAAUGUUUUGUGACUUUUACAAUCCCGCGAAUCGAACUUACUGUAAAAGAUUGAGGGUUCUUUGCCCUGAACACUGCAAGGAUCCAAAAAUCAGUGAAACUGAAGUGUGUGGUUGUCCGUUGGUUACAAAUGUGUUCGAUAUAACUGGUGAAUUCUGCCGGGCGCCGAAGAAGAGCUGCGUGAAACACUAUGUCUGGGAGAAACUGAGACGAGCGGAAAUCGACAUGGAGAGGGUGAGACAAUGGUUGAAAAUAGACGAACUCGUCGAACAGGAGAGACAAAUUCGAGCGAAUAUGGCUACUAGGGCUGGUGUUUUAGCUCUAAUGCUUCAUUCUACGUAUAACCACGAAUUAAUGGAGCAAAUGACGCAAGAACAAAGUAGAGAACAGCUACAAGCUAUGGAAGAAGAAUUGCAACGAAGGUACGGCUUGCUCCAAAAAGAACACGCAGCAGAGUAAUGAUUAUUUUCAUGGUCAAUGGCGUCUUAUAGUUGAUGGUAUGCUGAAUUUUCUAACAUAUCUCCACGACGUGUUCAAUAUCGUAUUUAUAUUAAUGUUGUACUGUACAGUGUAACAUUAUUAAUAAUAAAAUAUAGAAGAGUAUUUUAACGGAUAAGAGAUUUUAUAACAAUACAAUGAUAAAUUUGUAAAAUAGUUACUAUUAAGAAUUGUAGAAAAUUUUUUUUUUGAUAAAUUGAACAUUACAGAUACUCGAUCGUUGAGAUUUAAUUGAAAAUAAAAUUGUUCAUAAUGAAAAAGGAAAAGUUACUGAAGCAAAAACCGGUUGAGAUACCGGUUUAACGAUAACUUUUACCAUAGUAACAUACUAUUGUCAUAAUGCUUGAUAUAAUGAAACCAACGAUUUGCUGACUGAGUGAAUCAAAAGGCGUUCGUCACAAAAAUGAAGCUGCAAAAAAAAAUAGCAAAAAUUGUCUCUGGUUCGACUUUGUAUAAUUGUGUAUUCCUCUUUAUUUAUAACGUUCAAUUAAACUUUUGUAAAUUCAAAUUUAUAAUAUAAUUUUUCAUUAUCUA
This is a messenger RNA of Frieseomelitta varia, 2309 nucleotides long. RefSeq names its product CXXC-type zinc finger protein 1-like. The record is from RefSeq and is a predicted model, not a curated record. Gene Ontology annotation, biological process: positive regulation of DNA-templated transcription. The transcript is spliced from 6 exons. Gene Ontology annotation, cellular component: Set1C/COMPASS complex. Gene Ontology annotation, molecular function: DNA binding; zinc ion binding. The coding region runs from base 183 to 1736 and encodes 517 amino acids. Lineage: Eukaryota; Metazoa; Arthropoda; Insecta; Hymenoptera; Apidae.